Messenger RNA from Perkinsus marinus ATCC 50983, 2235 nucleotides. Its product is annotated as Proteases secretion ATP-binding protein prtD, putative. The coding region runs from base 16 to 2193 and encodes 725 amino acids. Gene Ontology annotation, cellular component: peroxisomal membrane. The transcript is spliced from 19 exons. Gene Ontology annotation, biological process: fatty acid beta-oxidation; peroxisome organization; long-chain fatty acid import into peroxisome. Lineage: Eukaryota; Perkinsozoa; Perkinsida; Perkinsidae. Gene Ontology annotation, molecular function: long-chain fatty acid transmembrane transporter activity; ABC-type transporter activity; ATP hydrolysis activity. The record is from RefSeq and is a predicted model, not a curated record.
AAGAUUUGUUCUCUCAUGAGCUCUCAUGGUACGACUUCACAGCUACAUAGCAUCCUGCGUACGCUGCAUAACCGCUACACGCGAACUAAGGGAAGGGCGGCAGUAUCGGUGAUAGCAGCCGUCGGCGUAUUGGUCCUGUAUCGACGUUUGCAAAAAUCUAAUGACGAGGCCACAAGUGGUGAUGGUUUUUCUCGAAAGCAAAAAAAGAAGGAACACGGCGUCGACGGCAGAUUUCUGAUAAGGCUGGCGAAGCUCCUCCCUGUCCUCGUGCCUGGCCUGCGUAGUAGAGAAGCCUUGACUCUAGCUCUCCAGACCUGUGCGCUGAUCUCGCGGAGUGUAUUAUCAAUACACAUAGCUGAGAUUACUGGUAAAGGCUUGGAAGCGGUCGCGAGAAGGGAUGGAAAACUGUUCCUAAGCUCUAUUGCGGAUUUUGUGGUGACGGGUGUGACGGCCUCAGUGGUGAACUCUGGUCUCAAGUUCAUGACUAAUAUACUCGGAGCAUGGUUCGUGGAAAAUCUAACACACCAUAUUCACAAGACUUAUCUCAAUAAGAAGAACUACUAUUUCGUGUCGGCGCACCCAGCAUUAGCAGAUGCUGGUUCACACACGGUAGAUGGGGAGGCCGCGCCCGAGCGUGGUACCGCUCUAGAUAACGUAGACCAUAGGCUCGUGGUGGAUGUGGAUAACUUCGCCAAACAAUUGGCUGAUUUGUAUUCUAGGACCUUCAAGCCAGCGCUAGAUGUCGUGUUAUGCACGGCUCGCUUGGGGACUAGCCUUAAAGGGUAUAGUGGUCCUAUCUUAUUAUAUACAUAUUUUUUAGGAAUAUCAGCCGCUAUUAGGGCGACUUCGCCGCCUAUGUCGAAGCUCGUCGCUCAUCAGCAGACCUUAGACGGUAACUAUAGGCGAGCUCAAGCCCGGCUAGUUUCCCAUCAUGAGGAAAUAGCCUUUUUGAACGGUGGUGCAGCUGAGGAACGGCUGUUGAACGACAGGUUGGCUUCGGCGAGUGGUUGGAAAGAGAAGCUCGCUGCUAUACAAUUCCGUCAGGGUUGUAUCGAUCAAUUUGGUCUUAAGUAUUUCGCCUCAGUGGUGGGAUGGCCUGUAAUAGCUCUACCAUUCAUCACUGAAGGGGCUCCGAAAGAUGGGAAGGAUCAGCUUAGACGACUUACCCAGUAUAGAGUCGCUGACAAUCUGAUCCAGACUUCAAGUGCAUCACUAUGUGACCUCAUACUUACAUAUAAGAAAGUCCAAACCCUAGCUGGGUACACGGCUAGGGUGUCGGAGUUAAUUGAAGCAUUGAACCGAUCAGACGAGCAGCACACAAGGCGGAUGCGAAUGCCCUCUCCAGAGAAGACACAUGAGGAGUCUCAGGAAGAUGCUAUGCCUGACGCCGCCAUUUUAGCGGCCAAUGAUCUCACCAUCACCACGCCAGAUAAAUGCCGUAUACUCCUCGAUGGUUUCAACUUUGUGGCUAAGCCAGGAGACCGCGUCCUUAUAACUGGGCCUAAUGGUGCUGGGAAGACCUCCCUAUUCCGUGUCCUAGCGGGUCUAUGGCCAGCAUCGGCCGGAGGUAUUAGGAUUAAUAAGACCUUGAGCUCCGGGGCCCUACAAGAGGGAGAGUUAGGCGAUAUCCGCAUCAUGUACCUACCCCAAAGCCCAUACCUUGUAUUGGGUACCCUGAGAGACCAAGUCAUGUACCCUACCAUCACUGAUGUACAUCCUGAUGAUUCCUUCGUCAUCGAAUGCCUUGAGAGAGUCGGACUGGGUCGGUUGCUGUCUACAUACUCUCUUGACACAGAAGUGUGGGAGUGGGCUGACGUUCUAUCAGGUGGAGAAAGGCAACGAAUAGGCUGGGCACGUCUACUCUAUCAUCGUCCCUCGGUAGUAGUCCUUGACGAGGCUACAUCGGCAAUAGCAGUUGAUGAUGAAGCCCCUCUCUAUGAGCUCCUCAUUGGGAUGAACCCAGGCAUGACCAUCUUUUCCAUAGCUCACCGGCCUAGUCUCAGGCGGCUGCAUACCUGUGAAUUGCACAUUGAUGGAGACGGUUACGGUCAUUGGACUCUGAAGAGAUUAGAUGAGGCGACGAUCAGCCAUGAUGAGUCAGUUAACGUUGAAAUGAACGAUUCUGUGGAAACUGUAGAUCGCACCACUCGAAGUCCGAUUGGGCUCUUCGGAGCUGAACCCUCUUCUCCCUAGUGACGGCAGCAUGCUUCGUAUGAGCAUUUCACAUAAUAGUCU